Messenger RNA from Musa acuminata AAA Group (dessert banana), 333 nucleotides. Its product is annotated as E3 ubiquitin-protein ligase MPSR1-like. Gene Ontology annotation, cellular component: cytoplasm. The transcript has a single exon. NCBI's taxonomy places the organism in Eukaryota, Viridiplantae, Streptophyta, Magnoliopsida, Zingiberales, Musaceae. Gene Ontology annotation, molecular function: ubiquitin protein ligase activity. The record is from RefSeq and is a predicted model, not a curated record. Gene Ontology annotation, biological process: protein ubiquitination. Bases 1 to 333 code for a protein of 110 amino acids.
AUGCGGGCGUUGAGGACGGUGGAGCCAGGCGAGGAGGACGCGGGCGAGGAGUGCCCCGUGUGCCUCGACGGGCUGGGGGGCGGCAGGGGGGCGGCUUCAGAUGAGGGCGCGGUUCCGCCGUCGGUGAGGGAGAUGCCGUGCAGGCAUCGGUUCCACGGCGGGUGCAUCGAAAAGUGGCUGGGGAUGCACGGAUCCUGCCCGGUGUGCAGGUACCAAAUGCCGGCGGAGGAGGGAGAGCCAAAGACCAUAGGCGACGCCGGAAGGGAGAGGACUAGGGAGCUGAUCAUUACGGUAGCAUUUGGAAGAAGGGAUGAAGGAAUCAAUGAACAAUAA